This is a messenger RNA of Pseudocercospora fijiensis CIRAD86, 1623 nucleotides long. RefSeq lists its product as uncharacterized. Gene Ontology annotation, molecular function: transmembrane transporter activity. Lineage: Eukaryota; Fungi; Ascomycota; Dothideomycetes; Mycosphaerellales; Mycosphaerellaceae. The transcript has a single exon. Gene Ontology annotation, biological process: transmembrane transport. The coding region runs from base 1 to 1623 and encodes 540 amino acids. The record is from RefSeq and is a predicted model, not a curated record.
AUGGCGGAGCCGACGGGAGAGUUCCUGCCAGGAACCAUACAGAUGUUCGUGCAAGGCGAGAGCGGUGAUCUGCGCGACCAGGAACUCACCCUCACGCCUCCGCCAACGGACAGCCCAAAUGAUCCGCUGAACUGGAGCUUGUGGCGCAAGUACUGGCAUUCAACGCUCGUGCUGUUUGUGACGGCCUUGACAGCCGCCACCGCCAACGAUGCUGGAGCUGGUGGCGAUGGCAUGUUGUACGAACUCGGCAUCCCAUACUCUGUCGCCAACACAGCCGCCGGUGUUCUGUUUCUGGCCAUCGGCUUCUGGACGCUGUUGGCGAGCCCUAUGCCUUGGCUCUAUGGCCGACGCAUCCAGUAUCUAGUCUGUUUGUUAUGGGGCGUGGUGGGAUCGAUCUGGUUCGCGAGAAUUCAGAACAGACAGGAUUCCAUUUGGAACCAAAUGUUUGUCGGCGCCUCCGAGAGUUGUGCAGAAGCGCUGGUUCAGCUUUCGCUGUCCGACUUGUUCUUCCAGCAUCAACGUGGUACUGUCUUGGGCAUUUACAUCCUUGCGACAUCCAUUGGAACAUUUCUUGGUCCACUUGUAGCUGGCUACAUUGCCAUUGAUAGCUGGAGAUGGAUUGGUUGGACGGGCGCCCUAAUUUGUGGUGGAACAAUGAUCGUCUUCUAUUUCGGACUCGAAGAAACGUCCUUUCAUCGCGAAGCAAUUCUUGGACAGCAUGCUGGCAAUCCGUCGGCCUCUCAGACCCUUGACAAUGACGAAAAGACAACCGGGUCACAGGACCAGAACGAUACUGACGCCAGAGAAUCGACCGAUAGCGAGGCAAUGCGGUUUACGGACAAGAAGAAGACGUACUGGCAACGCAUUGCUCUGAUUACCCCCGCGCCGAAUAUGCUUGGCACCGGACUCAAGCAGUAUUUUUAUCGUCUUUACCACACCCUCCGAGUCUUCCUCUUCCCGGCAGUCCUGUAUUCUGGACUUCAGUGGGGAGCUCAGGAUGCCUGGCUGUCGUUCUAUCUCACUGUAGAAGAAGACAAUUACUACGAUCCCCCCUGGAACUACUCCAACCAGGCCGUCGCCAUCAUGAAUAUCCCAACCCUCAUCGGCGCAACAAUGGGCUGUAUCUAUGGUGGCUACUUUUCUGACAUUUUCGUUGGGUGGAUGGCCAAAAGACGAGGUGGCAUCUCCGAAGCCGAGGACCGCUUGUGGUUGAUGUUCCUCUCCGCCAUCAUCAACCCUGCUGGUCUGAUACUGUUUGGAGUUGGCUCGGGGAAGGGCUGGAGCUGGCCCGCUCCGUAUGUUGGUCUCGCUAUGACUGGCUUCGGCUUUGGUUGUGCUGGCGACCUGUCUAUGGCCUAUCUCAUGGACGCAUAUCCUGACAUGGUUCUGGAGGGUAUGGUUGGCGUUGCCGUGAUCAACAACACUCUCGCCUGUAUCUUCACAUUCACGUGCAGCUACUGGAUCGAUGCUUCCGGUCUCAGCAACACCUUCAUCGCAAUUGGAGUCUUGUCGUUCUUCUUUCAUCUGCUGACCAUCCCUAUGAUGGUUUGGGGGAAGGCUUGCAGGCGUUGGACGUACAAGGGAUAUCAAAGGUUCUUGUACUUGCGAGACGGGGAACAGUGA